Messenger RNA from Fulvia fulva, 3045 nucleotides. RefSeq lists its product as uncharacterized. The record is from RefSeq and is a predicted model, not a curated record. The transcript has a single exon. NCBI's taxonomy places the organism in Eukaryota, Fungi, Ascomycota, Dothideomycetes, Mycosphaerellales, Mycosphaerellaceae. The coding region runs from base 1 to 3045 and encodes 1014 amino acids.
AUGGAUACGCCCAGUGAGACGCAGCUCGAGUCCGCCAGCGAUGCAAGCAAUCUUCGAAACACACUCCCGGGCUUGUCGCAGGCGCAAACAACCUUAGAUGGUCCUGUUCCGGAGCUGCGCAAACGCAAGAGUUUUCGCACGCGUCCCACCGAAGUCCCCGGCCGACGACAUGCUAUCGGCUCACCGUCGCCACUGAAGGAAAACGAACUACAGCCUGAGAUCCGGCGUGCGCGUUCGUCCAAGAUGUCGUUGUUCAACUUGUUCAGCAAGCCCAAGGUCGAGAAGCUACGAGGCUAUGCCGAGUCUGGUCUGGAUACACCCUCAGGUCCUUCGCAGGCCAUGUCCAAGAGCGAUGUGGCGGCACCGAAGAUGGACCUUCUCGUAAGAGUACAGAAUGUGGAUGAUGGCCCAGGCCGACCAAGACCCUCCAGUUCCAAGUCGCAUGCAGCUCGUUCUGGCAGGUACACUGCUACUGAAGCUCUUCCACCGCUCCCGAAUGGAGGAAGGAUACGAGCUUUCGAACCCUCACCAUUGUUCCAAGUCUGGCCUCAAGCUACGAAGCAUGGAGUAUUGGAGGUGUCGACUAUGAGUCCGGAAAUGGUUCUGUCUAAACCUGCCAGAGGCCGAAUAUCGAGUAGCUUCUUUACGCCACACGCCGAGGCGCCCUCGCUGAACGUCCCUGGUGAUCGUGGCAGCGUCGACUUCCGAGCAGCCGCGAAGCCAGCAGCAAGCCAAUUGCCCAACGGGUCACUGGCCAACCACAGCAUCCCGAAGAAGCUUGUGGUCUUGGUCACAUCGGGUUUCCUGCUUCAAUACGCGGAAACGGGCGCAAACGACCGCGCACCUGAGAAGGUACUCCAGCUCGGGAGAGACUCGGCGGCGUACGCGUCAGACCUGAUACCCGGGCGGCAUCAUGUUCUACAGAUUGCGCAGCAAGUCGAUCAAUACGGCAGCAUGUCAUCUAGCCAUCAUUCUUUGCUGUCCAGGUUCACACUGCGGAACCAUGCUGCAAGACGUACGACGAACAAUCUUCUCCUAGUCAUGCCAGACGCUCAGGAGAUGGGCGAAUGGAUGUCGGUGAUCAGAAAGGAAAUAGAGAUACAAGGCGGCAAGAGAGUCAGAUCAGAUUCUGGUGCUUCGCGAUUAUCGAAGGCGGUCGUCAGCGAGUCGGCAAAAGUCGAUCUCAAAAAGACACCGAGUCAAAGCCAUCGAUAUCAAGUCAAGCGCAGUCCCGAUGGACCAGCGGCAAUCACUACGCCCAGCUCGGAGCGGUCGGAACCUCUGCCUUCACCAUCAUUAGCUCAGGGUGAGGGCAACAAGCUUCAGCACACAGGCACUACAUCUACCAAAGAUAUAGUGACCGAUGCGUCAGCAUCGCCAGAGAUGGACUCUCAGCCUUCGCGGCCUAGAGCGGCAUCAGACGCUGCAUCGGACAGCUCCUCUACAGCAGUCUCUGUGAAUCAGCACAAUCUGGAUAGACUCCGCAAUACUGCUCGUGAGUCGCACACCUCGACGGUCGCGACCAGCGUCACCGCCGCCUCCCGGACGAACUCAAUGUCGUCAACGCCGCCUCUCGAGAAGGUGGCAGAUGGCUCUCAGGUUCCGGCCAAAUCACCCUUUCGCAGCCUCUCGUCAUAUUCCCUUGCACAUAGAGGAUCAGCUACGCCGCUCAGUCUCAAGGGCACGCCUGUGGUCGAUCCGACAAUGACAGCAGGACAGCAAAAGGCCAUUCUCGUUGACAGAGCGCUCGACUCUCCUGUAAUAGGACAUGGUUUGACUGGGGCAGAGCCUACACGGUCUCUCAUGAGGAAUCGACUGCCGGUAACUCAGAGUGUCCCCAACCUGAAAGAUAGGAGUGCUCAAGACGCUAGGCGCGACCCCAAAUUUCAACAUCUCUCGUCUGUUAACACACGCGAACGACCAGAGUCUUUUAUCGCGGAUUUGCCCAAACCAACGACCUGGGUAACGAAGGCAGCAGCCAGCACGCAUGCAACUUCUAUGCACGACACAACUGCGGCUCGAGCAAUGCAAAAGGCAGCUGGUGAUGCCACGGCAACAUACUCACUUCAGUCACGUCCGCUCCGAAGUGGUUCCAACUCUUUCAGCCUCCCACUUCGUGUGAACCCGACCCCAGCAAGUCCUCCAAAAUCGCAAAAAUCGGCGAAUCAAGCAACACAUAAGCUACUCUCGCCCAUACCCGCAGUGCAUUGUCUGACUGCUAAGAUAGAGAUCACGGCGCAGCCAAAGAUGGAGCGCAGAUAUCUAUCCCAAGGCAAGGACGAGUCCUCGCCAGUCGAGACUUCCUCCAAGACCUCCCGUACGACAUCUGCUAGACCAUCGCUGUUCCCGACCACUGUAGUCUCGCCCCCCACAGCUAUGCCUGUGCAGCCGGGGAUCAUUCGACGGUCGCCUUCCGCUCAGACGUUGACGGCCUAUGAGCAGGUUCAGACCAACGGCGCAAGACUCCCUCGACCUAAUAGCCUUCAAGUCCGCACGACGUAUGCUCCAUUCCUCUCCUCGAAACGCAUUGCAGGGCCCGUCCCCGUACAGCACUCUCCUGCGACAGUGCCGAUCAGGAGUCUCAAGCCUUCUCGCUCUGUGGCCACCAUGCAGACUAGUCCCUCGACUGUGCCAGAGGAGCCCUUCAACUUUGGUACCGGCAAGCUUCAGGACGAGGCGGCAGACAAAGCGACACCACUGCCAUCCUCGCCCGCCGAUGGAGCCCUUCCACCUCUUCCUGGCUCGCGACCGCCAUCUCGCACUCGCAAGAUCAUCCGUAAGGGUAGCCGGACUUCGUUGUCUGAGAUGGACUAUGGUAUCUCUUUGGCUGGCCUCGGACCUCCUGCACCACCGCCACAGGCACCAUUACCAGAAAUACCGUCGGGUAGUCGUCCGGCGAGCCGACAGACCAGCUCUCGCUUGUCUAUGGUCAGGUCUGGCACUCCAAUCGGGGUGGCAAUUGGCGACUCUCAUGAUGAAAGAAUGGUCCGCUCUCCGAGUCCCGCAGUCAUGGGUCUUGGCAUUCAGGUUGGCGGCGCCGACUGA